Messenger RNA from Lycium barbarum (goji berry), 4563 nucleotides. RefSeq names its product GDP-Man:Man(3)GlcNAc(2)-PP-Dol alpha-1,2-mannosyltransferase-like. The record is from RefSeq and is a predicted model, not a curated record. Gene Ontology annotation, biological process: protein N-linked glycosylation. Gene Ontology annotation, molecular function: GDP-Man:Man(3)GlcNAc(2)-PP-Dol alpha-1,2-mannosyltransferase activity. The transcript is spliced from 8 exons. Lineage: Eukaryota; Viridiplantae; Streptophyta; Magnoliopsida; Solanales; Solanaceae. The coding region runs from base 2907 to 4313 and encodes 468 amino acids. Gene Ontology annotation, cellular component: endoplasmic reticulum membrane.
CUUAAUUAACUUAGUGUUCAAUUUUCUUUGCUGGUUAUUGUAAAGGCAAUAAAAAUUGUAGUAAAUAUAAAUAUUAAAUGAAAUAAUGAAGAAUAGUAAUGUAGCAUGAGCAUUACCUGGAGGUUGUGAAUGCCAUAAAGAAAAGUAAAUGAUGGAGUAAUAAAGAGUAGGAUGAAUGCAUCUUUAAUUGCAAUACAAGAAUCUAAUUCUUUUUGCUAAAAUCCCCGUCUCUUCCUACUAUUUCUUCCGUUUUCUUCCAAAUCUCCAGCCUUCUUUAUCUGCACCUUUUUUUCUUUUUUUUUUCUUUUCCACUUACUUGAUUUUAGAUAGAUUUUGUGUUUAAAUAUGUAUCUGAGACGUUUUUUAGAUGGAUUUUGUGGUUCAGGUAUGUAUUUGAUACUUUUUCCAACUAGGAGUGCUUACAAUUAGAAUAUCAAUUGUUAUCCCUCCUUUAGGUUAUUUUUCCUAUUUUUAUCAAUUUUAGUUGGGAUGUUGUAUUGUUGAUCUUUGUUUCAGGCUUUUCCAAUUGAAUUAUUGUAAUUGAAUUUUAAAUGUGCUUAGAGUGUUAGUUUCUGGUUUUUCUUCUUUCCUUUUUUUUUUGUUUUGUUAUAUUUCAAAUUUAUUGACUUUAGGUUUUUUGUUUUUUGCAAAUUGGUCGGUGUGUGAAUUUAUCGGAUCUGAAUUAUUUCAUUUUAAUCUUAUGGAAAAGAAAACACAGAGGAUGCAACACCUAUAAAGAUCCAAAAUCCGCAAGUAGCUAUUGUAUCUUGCUUUUUCGUCAUAAUGUUGUGCUCACAGUGUUUGUGUUUGUGCACAUAUAUAAAACUAUUUUUUGUUAAAUUCAUAAACCUUUUAGUGAAGUUUAGCCCAAUAUUACAUUAAUGGAUGAUGUAUUUUUGUUUAUCUUGAUGUACUUAUAAUUUUUUAAAACAUUCAUUGCAAUUCUAAAAUUACAUGAUUAAAUAAAAUGUAUGACAUUCAUACAUGUUGUGCUUGGCAAUUUUCAUUUUCUUAUUCAUUAUUUUCUUUCGUGUAGGAAUAUAUAUUAAAAAGAAUGAGCCUUCUAAAGUUUUUGCCUUGAUUGUUUGGAAGUUACUUUGUUUAUUAUUCUUGAAAUUAAUAAAAUGAUCACAUAUACACAAAAUAUAAUAGAGAUGCACUAAAUUUUUUUUUACAUUUGUGUUACGUUUUUGCUUUCAAUAUCUUAGAAGUGAUGCUCCACAAUUUCUAUUUAGAACUUUAAAAGCAAUAUCUUCUCUCAUUUUCUUACAUCUUAUACUUUUUCUGAAUCCAAAAUACUAAAGAAGAGAGUGAAUGAAUAAAUAAUACUAAGGAUGAAAACGAAUAAGAAAAGGAUAAAACUAAGCCUUGUGGUGAUAUUUUUAUAUUUACUCUUGAAAUUAAUAUUAUAUCAUAGUUUUCCAAAAAAUAAAUAUAACAAUGCAUAAGAAACUAUAUGUUGUAUUUAAUUUUUUAAGUUCAGUAUCUUAUACCAUAAGAAAUAUAACAUAUUUAUAGCUUUUUUAUUUUCUAAAUUGAAUUAUUCAAUUCUGCUAAUAUCAUUUUUGUUUACUAUGAUACAAGAUAUCAUCCAAUUAUCGUAAGUGGCAUAACAAGGAACAACACAAUAGAUAAUAUUUUAUUUUUUGUUAAAAUAUAUUAUCUAAUUAAUUAAUUAUCUAAAUUUAUUUCCAUAAAUCAAGAAUUUUGCAUUAUAAUUUAAAAUUUUAUAUUAAUAUUCUUGAAAAGGAAUAUAGUGUAUAUUAUGAAGUCGAAAGUUCUAUGCCUCCAUAUUACAUAGAAAAAGUAAAGCUUGAUUUAAAAAAAAAAAAUCAAUCUUGAGACUGCAAUUAUAUUAGGGAAGAUAAAAUUGAUCAAAGAAUAACUAUUAAAUAUUUAUUAUAAUAAUUAUUUGGUCAUAACUGAUUUUUUACGAUCGCGCGAAUUGCGAGCAAAUUCACUAGUUCAUUUAUAAAGUGAUGUUAUUUAUGACUGCGCGAAGCGCAAGCAAGUUUUUCAGUUUAAAAUUCAAAGAGUUGAAAUAACAAGCUUAUUUUUUACUUUUAACAGUCUUACUGUUAUUUCAAUCAGUUUAGUAGAAAAAGAGCUUUUUUAUUUUCACCUCCAGCACUUCAAUCCAAACGUGUAACUAUUAUAGUACUGCUCCAGUAAGAAGUUUGUGAGGUGCCGCUGCAACUUGGAUUAUCUUAGAAUAAGAGGAGCUGUCUUAUUUAAUCAUAUAUAUAUGUAACUCUUCAAUGUUACAUUUUCAAAAAAAUAUACAUGUAACUCCAAAACACUUAAAAUUACGUUUCAGUCACUUAAAAGCUACUUAAAUUCAUCUAACCCAAACAGGCUUUGCUGCAAGAAGCUAGACUAACAAAUAUGUGUGUUUCCAUUCCCUUCUCCAAAUAUUUUUUUUCCCAAUAAAUUAUCAAAAGGAAAAAAUAAUAAGAGAAGGAAAAAAGUUCCCAUUCCCGUAAAUUGUACUUCCUCUUUUCUUUUUUUUCCACAAAGGAAAAGCUGAAAGUAAAGUUAAAAAUCCACAACAAUAGAGAUAAACAUUGGCCAUAAUUUCUUGAGUCCUUAUGGUGUGUGAGCUUGCAAUCGAAGGUUGCUGAUGUUGUUGGGUUCAAUUCUCGCCAUUUCCAUACGUGUUCCUUGUCUUUGAGCUGGUGUGGAGACGUCGGUGUGAGCUUAGAUCUUGUCUUUGUGAGCUUAAUCUUGCUGAUGUUGCCCUUGAUGUUACGAUUUGUACUCCCGUUCCCAGUUUAGGGGUCCCUAUUGUUGAUCUUUUGAUAUAAUUCUAUUUCAGAAGGUGAAUUUCAGGGAUCUUAGAUUUCGUUUUAGAGGAUAAAAAAGCGAAAAUAAUCCGUAACUCCAGCAACGUAUAGUGUAAUUGCAAUAUGACAAAUUGGCUUGUGCUCAGUGCUGUUAUUACCGUAACAACGGUAAUUGCUCAAGCAGUAAGAUUAGUGUUAAUGGUAAUCAACGGGUGGAGAAACAGAAAGAAGGCUGUUGGGGUCUUCCACCCAUACACCAACGAUGGAGGUGGUGGAGAACGAGUCUUGUGGUGCGCCGUGAAAGCAAUCCAAGAUGAAAACCCAAAUCUAGAUUGUGUCAUAUAUACAGGAGAUCAUGAUGCUUCUCCUGACAGCCUUACUGGUCGUGCCCUUGAUCGAUUUGGAGUCAAAUUAAUACACCCUCCUAAGUUACGUCAGGUGGUCCAUCUGCAUAGGAGAAAGUGGGUCGAAGAAACCACUUACCCUCGUUUCACAAUGAUUGGUCAAAGCUUUGGAUCGAUUUACCUUGCUUGGGAAGCUUUGUGCAAAUAUACACCUUUAUAUUACUUUGAUACCAGUGGAUAUGCUUUUACUUAUCCAGUUGCCCGUGUAUUUGGAUGCAAAGUUUUUUGCUAUACUCAUUAUCCAACUAUCAGUUUAGACAUGCUGUCUCGUGUUCGUGGGCGCAGCUCAAUGUACAACAAUGAUUCUUUGAUUGCCAAGAGUGCGCUACUAUCCCGGUUCAAGGUCAUUUAUUAUACAUUGUUUAGCUGGCUGUACAGCAUCGUUGGUUCUUGUGCACACCUUGCAAUGGUUAAUUCUUCAUGGACUCAAUCUCAUAUCGAGAAGUUGUGGGGAAUAGGAGCUCGAAUUAGGCGUGUGUAUCCUCCUUGUGAUACUUCUAGGCUCCAGGCGCUUCCACUGGAAAAGUCAAUGAAGCCUCCGAAGAUAGUAUCUGUGGCUCAGUUCCGUCCAGAGAAGGCACACCCACUCCAACUUGAGGCGUUUGCAGUUGCCCUCAAAAAGUUGGACCAAGAUCUGCCAAGGCCGAAAAUCCAACUAGUGGGUAGUUGUAGGAAUGAAGCAGAUGAGAAAAGGUUGCAAAAUUUGAAGGACCUAGCAAUUAAACUGAAUGUGGAUGAUCAUGUUGAGUUCCAUAAGAAUGUCUUGUACAGUGAUUUGAUCAGACUUCUGGGUGGUGCUGUAGCUGGAAUCCAUUCCAUGACAGAUGAGCACUUCGGCAUAAGUGUGGUGGAAUACAUGGCUGCUGGCGCUAUACCAAUUGCACAUAAUUCAGCUGGGCCAAGGAUGGACAUUGUGUUACCAGAAGAUGGAAAGAAAACUGGAUUUCUUGCCCAGAGUGUAGUGGAAUAUGCUGAAGCCAUCAUUGAAGUCAUUAAGAUGACAGAGAAUGAGAGGCUGGAGAUGGCUGCUGCUGCUAGGAAACGAGCCUCCAUGUUUUCAGAGCAAAGGUUUUAUGAAGAUUUUAAGGCUGCUGUACGACCAAUCUUUUAUGAUGGUACCAAAUGAUUACAAAAUCUUUAUUUCCGUAAAGAUCAAUUUUGUUUCACCAUAGUUAGACUUUGUCUUAUAUAUAUAUAUAUAUAUAUAUAUAUAUAUAUUUUUUUUUUUUUUUUUUGUUGUUGUUGUUAGUUUUCCUUGUAUUUUAAUUUUAUAAAUUUUAGUUUUGAUUGUAUUUGUGCUCUGCGGCUUCGACCUUAAAGUUACUGAUUGAAAGAAAGAGAUUUUGCCUCCAGUUUGGCGGUUAGAAUUGAAGAAA